This is a messenger RNA of Thyridium curvatum, 312 nucleotides long. RefSeq lists its product as uncharacterized. Gene Ontology annotation, cellular component: anaphase-promoting complex. Gene Ontology annotation, biological process: positive regulation of mitotic metaphase/anaphase transition. The coding region runs from base 1 to 312 and encodes 103 amino acids. Lineage: Eukaryota; Fungi; Ascomycota; Sordariomycetes; Thyridiales; Thyridiaceae. The record is from RefSeq and is a predicted model, not a curated record. The transcript has 2 exons.
AUGAACAAGGACGGGUGCUACACGUACGUGCACAUGCAGCGGCCCCGCGACGCCGACCUCUUCGAGGACUUUUGCAAGGACCGCCUGCCCGACGACGAGAUCUACGUGCCGCCGCAGCACCAGCCCAUCAACCCCGAGGACGAGGACGACGUGGUCCCGGACCAGCACGCCGCGUUCGGCAUCCAGAAGGCGACGCAAAGGACCAAGGAGCCCGCGUGGAAGGACCUCGGGCUCGGCGAGCUGAUGCGCAAGGGCCCGACGGAGGGCAACGGCAAGGCCAAGGCGGCGCCGUACAAGGGACUGCCCAGGUGA